UGACAUGACUAGGGACUAAAUAUUCUUAAGGUCAAGAUUUAAGAUGCUCGGUAAUAGAGCACGACUCCGCGCGGCGCGGGGGUGGAGCGCGCUGUGAUGUGAGCGCGCGCUCAGAAAUUCUACAGCAGUCUACACAGCUCUGGCAUUACACAUAAAGCACGUCCAGCAAUGCUUAGCAAUCAGCAUCAUCUAUCUAACACCACCUGCCACCAAACCGUGAGCAGCCAUUCAGUACGUCAGGACAUGAACUCCUCAGAGUGGCCCGCACUUCCUCCGAACUCGUCUUUCAGUCACACAAACCACAGCAAUGAGUCAAGCAGGUCCAAGUCGAGUGCUCCAGCCGCCUGUGAGCAGGUACUCAUCGCACCUGAGGUCUUCCUUACACUGGGCCUCAUCAGCCUGCUCGAAAACAUCCUGGUCAUCCUUGCCAUUGUGAAGAACAAGAACCUCCACUCGCCCAUGUACUUCUUCGUCUGCAGUCUGGCAGUGGCCGACAUGUUAGUGAGCGUGUCCAACGCAUGGGAAACAAUAGUCAUCCACCUGCUGGCAAACAGGAGCUUGGUGAUUGAGGAUCACUUCAUCCGUCAGAUGGAUAACGUCUUCGAUUCUCUCAUCUGUAUCUCCGUGGUGGCGUCUAUGUGGAGCCUGUUAGCGAUCGCGGUGGAUCGCUACGUGACUAUCUUCUAUGCUCUGCGUUAUCAUAAUAUAAUGACCGUAUGGCGAGCUGGGAUUCUCAUCGGCAGCAUCUGGAUCUUCUCCACAGGAUGUGGGAUCAUCUUCAUCAUCUACUCUGACACGAAGCCUGUGGUGGUGUGCCUGGUGGCCAUGUUCUUUGCCAUGCUGCUGCUGAUGGCGUCGCUCUACAGCCACAUGUUCCUGCUGGCCCGUUCGCAUGUCAAACGCAUGGCGUCAUUGCCGGGCUAUAACGCCAACAUCAGGCAGAGAGCUAGCAUGAAGGGUGCCGUCACCCUCACCAUACUACUGGGCAUCUUUAUCGUGUGCUGGGCGCCAUUUUUUCUCCAUCUCAUCCUCAUGAUCUCCUGCCCGCGGAACAUUUACUGCGUCUGCUUCAUGUCACACUUUAACAUGUACCUGAUACUCAUCAUGUGUAACUCUGUGAUUGACCCACUGAUCUAUGCGCUCAGGAGCCAAGAGAUGAGAAAGACCUUUAAAGAGAUCUUCUGCUGUGACGGACUACGAAGCCUCUGGAACCUGGUCAGCAAAUAUUGAGCAGGAUUCCUAGAAGAACCUUUAAGGAUGAACUGAUGGAUGAAUGUGUGUAUAGAUGGAUGGAUGGAUCGGUGCAUAAUUGCAGUGGAGGAGGGGUUGAAGGUAAAGAGCCUGAACCCUUUAAUAAGGAACAGUAUAUAUUAUUUGUACAAGCUUUUCCAUGCACAGUACCUCAUCAUGUGAAAUGUUUUAAUGUUGCAGUGGAUGUUUUAUGUUGUGUUUUUGUAAAGUACUGAAGUGUUCAUAAUGUGACAUUGUUAUGUAUAUAUUUAUAAGAAUUACAUCUUCCAGUUGUCAGGGCAAUGCAUUUUGUGCACAAAUACAGCUUUAAUAUUAAUCUGUAGAAUAGAUAUGUG
Molecule: messenger RNA, 1586 nt
Organism: Carassius auratus (goldfish)
Lineage: Eukaryota; Metazoa; Chordata; Actinopteri; Cypriniformes; Cyprinidae
Gene: mc5rb
Product: melanocortin 5b receptor
Exons: 2
Coding region: 169-1230 (353 amino acids)
Biological process (GO): G protein-coupled receptor signaling pathway
Cellular component (GO): membrane
Molecular function (GO): melanocortin receptor activity
Source: RefSeq, a predicted model, not a curated record